Molecule: messenger RNA, 1490 nt
Organism: Prionailurus viverrinus (fishing cat)
Lineage: Eukaryota; Metazoa; Chordata; Mammalia; Carnivora; Felidae
Product: embryonic testis differentiation protein homolog B-like
Exons: 3
Coding region: 1141-1323 (60 amino acids)
Source: RefSeq, a predicted model, not a curated record
UCCACUGACGUGUUUGUCAAUUCCUGUUUCAUUGCUAAUCCUAUAGAGUAAGUUUUAAUAUCCAGUAGGGAAAACUCCCCCGUUUGGAUAAUCCCUCGCAUUUUCUCUUCAAGGUCAUUUUAUACCCCAGGUACUGGUUCCAAGUAUACACUCAAAUUCCUGUUGUGGUUUAUGAUUGCGAUCACACUGAAAUCACACAUUUAGAGGGGAAUUUAGAGCAGAAUCGAUAACAUUUCAAAGAUUAGCCUUCCUUUCCCCCCCCAAAAUAAAUAAAAAUGUUAUUUCAGUGUCCAAACAGGAAGCUCAUGAAAAGGUUCAUGGACAUUUUCCCUAGGUUUUUUUUUUUUAAGUUAAUUAUAUUUGUAGGUAUUUUACAAUGCUCAUGACGUGUUUGAAUAAGACAUUUUCCUUGUGUUGUAUUUCCUAAUAGAAGUGUCUACAAAACUUAUUUUCUUAUGUGUUUAACUGAUGUCAGCCAACCUCUCCUGAUCUACUUCCUGGGUGUUUACUUUGGUUCUCCUAAGAAGGAAAUCCAUUAAGACAAAGGCAGUUUUGCCACUGUCUUGUGUUAGUCGGACACUAAUAAUAGUUCUCAUCCCUUUCUGAGGUCUUUUAGAGACUGAACUCUGGAUCUUAGUGUCUUGACGUGGUUCUACUAGGUUUGGGACGAUAGCUUGGAGGCUGGGCCCUCCCUGCCUCUCAGGCAAAGGAGGUCUGACCUGGUUCUCAUAGUCCUCAACUAAUCCAGGUGUCACUGAAUGUGGGUGACAACUGACCCCCCCCCCCUCCCCCGGCCCCGGCACCACUGGCCCACUUGCAGUUUUCAGCCGUGAACCGGUAGUAACCAAGGUGAUCGUGUCCCGCGCUCGGAACUUGCGUGUGGUCAAAAGGUUCUGAGAGCCAUUGUGAGUCACCGUGACACCUCUGGGCUUAGCCAGUCAGGCCCUGGGGCUCAGGGCAGGAAGGAUAAGACAAGGAGGAGAAGAAUCCUCUCUCUCACUCCUUGACCUCUCUUCCAGACGUUCCUGAAGCGAGCUCGGUGGUCUGAGAGGGAACAAGGCAGAUAAAGCGAUCUCUGAGGACUACCCUGGAAACAGGAGUCGUGCUCCUUCGUGAAGCCGUCUGUGGCGUCAGCGAGUGAUGGAGAAAGAAAAACCUGAAGUGAAACCCAGCACACCCGCACCCAGCAACGAGGAGAAGACAACUAGACCCUCAAGACGCCCCAGGCCUUCCCAAAAUGUCCUGUGCUUUUUACUGAAUAGGCAGCUGGGGAGGCACAGAAGUGACGUGGACCUGUCCAUGUGGGUGUGGAUGCUGGACUGAGCCACGCCCCGGUGCAGGUGGCCCCUUCCAAACAACCAUGGGUCUUGCCUGCUCACCCCCACCCCCGCCCCCACCUCUUGAAAAUGCGAAAGAAAAAUUGAUUUAAAAUAACAAACACCUCUCUCGUGUCAGCUCUUGAAAUAAAAGCUGCGUUUUCCUCCUUUUGG